Molecule: messenger RNA, 2233 nt
Organism: Sphaerodactylus townsendi
Lineage: Eukaryota; Metazoa; Chordata; Lepidosauria; Squamata; Sphaerodactylidae
Gene: CHRNB4
Product: cholinergic receptor nicotinic beta 4 subunit
Exons: 6
Coding region: 363-1832 (489 amino acids)
Biological process (GO): signal transduction; regulation of membrane potential; nervous system process
Cellular component (GO): synapse; neuron projection; postsynaptic membrane
Molecular function (GO): transmembrane signaling receptor activity; acetylcholine-gated monoatomic cation-selective channel activity
Source: RefSeq, a predicted model, not a curated record
GCAGGGACCUUUUUAAGCGCAGCUAAAGUCACAGGGAGAAUCGGAUGCUCUGUUGGCAGAUGUGCUGUGCGAUUCCCCCCCUGCUUCCUUUCUCUUUUUAAUUGCUCCUUAGCACCUUAGGAUGCCUCUUCCUCCUUGCCUUCUCUUUAAACAGCUGCAAAGAGGGAGGGAUCACCCAGACCAGACAAAUCCUCCUUGCUAAAGAAGACACCCUGGGUCCUACAGCCUCUCUCCUCCUGGGCUCUGGAUUUCUCCAAAGCGCUGUCUCGCUCCGUCCCCCCAUGCUGCUGCUACCCUGAGACCCAUCUCCGGCAACCAACCCCUCCCUCAGAGCUGUCACUCACCGCCUUUGCUCCUUGGCCAUGAAGAACACAGUCCGGCUCUUUCUCUUCGCGGUGGUGGCUUCUUGCAUGAAGGGUGGUGACGCGGCCGAUGCUGAAGAGAGACUGAUGAACCACCUGCUCAACGGCUCACGCUACAACAACUUAAUUCGCCCGGCCUUCAACUCCUCACAGUUGGUGGUGAUAGAACUAGAAGUCUCCCUGGCCCAGCUUAUAAAUGUGAACGAACGCGAGCAAAUUAUGACCACCAACGUCUGGCUUAAGCAGGAAUGGAUCGACUACCGCUUGGCUUGGGAACCCUCUCGAUAUGAAGGCAUCGACAAGCUGAGGAUACCUGCGAAAAAAGUUUGGCUGCCGGACAUUGUCCUUUACAAUAAUGCCGACGGCACCUACGAAGUCUCCGUCUACACCAACGUGAUCGUCAAGAACAACGGGAGCAUCUUCUGGCUGCCUCCCGCCAUCUACAAAAGUGCUUGCAAGAUCGAAGUGAAGCAUUUCCCGUUCGACCAGCAAAACUGCACGCUGAAGUUCCGCUCGUGGACUUACGACUACACGGAAAUCGACAUGGUCCUCACGAGUGGGAAGGCCAGCAUGGACGACUUCACCCCUAGCGGCGAGUGGGAUAUCGUGGCGCUCCCGGGGCGGAGAACCGUGAACGCCUUGGACCCCAACUACGUGGACGUGACCUACGACUUCAUCAUUAAGAGAAAGCCUCUUUUUUAUACGAUCAACCUCAUCAUACCGUGCGUGCUGAUCACGUCCCUGGCCAUCCUGGUGUUCUACCUGCCUUCCGACUGUGGGGAGAAGAUGACCUUGUGCAUCUCCGUAUUGCUCGCCUUGACUGUGUUCUUGCUGCUGAUCUCCAAGAUCGUCCCCCCGACGUCACUCGACGUCCCGCUGAUCGGGAAGUACCUGAUGUUUACGAUGGUCCUCGUGACGUUCUCGAUCGUCACCAGCGUCUGCGUCCUGAACGUCCACCACAGGUCCCCCAGCACCCACGCCAUGCCGCCGUGGGUGAAGGUGGUCUUCAUCGAGAAGCUUCCCAACUUCCUGUUCAUGCAGCGCCCGGAGAACAACUCGGCAAGACAACGGCUGUACAACCGGAAGAAAAACAAAACGGAGUCGGUCUGCACCGACCUCUCCGACCUGUACAAGGGCCCGACCUAUUUUGUGAACACGGCCUCGGCCAAAAAAUACGACUUGAAACUGAUAGAGAGUUCGGACAACAUGGGCAGCCACCAGGACGUCCGGCUGAGAUCUUCGGCCAAGUUUUCUCCUGAGGUUCAAGAAGCCAUCGACGGAGUCAGUUUCAUAGCUGACCACAUGAGAAGCGAAGACAACAACGAGAGCGUCAUCGAAGAUUGGAAAUACGUUGCCAUGGUAGUGGACAGACUGUUUCUUUGGGUGUUUGUCUUCGUCUGCAUUCUAGGGACCGUCGGAUUGUUCCUACAGCCUCUCUUCCAAAACCACACCAUCGCGGUGCACCCAUAAGACGGCUGAAUCCAACAACGACCUCAGCGGUUUUUAGUCACCCGUGGGUUGUGCUCUGAAGUCCAGAAUUGCCAUUUCAGAGUCCGGGUCACUUAAAUUACUCAGAUUUUCUACCGAUAAGAUAUGCAGCAUCAUGAUUUUAUUUGAUUUACUUGUUUCAGGUGGGCUUAUACCCUCUUCCUCUCUCAGGCCCCAAAUACCUUUUUUCUCUGGGCCUAGUACAGCUUUGUAAUAUGCAUCCCGUCCAUGAAUACACAACCUAUCGGUAUGAGCACAUCAGCUGUGAAUCAUGACCAAAUAACUGCAUUUAUGGAACGAUAGGUAAGAUGCCUAGGGUACCCAACUUCCAGGUAGUGGCUGGACAUCUCCUAGGGCAGUGAUGGCGAACCUUUUCGAGACCG